Messenger RNA from Daphnia carinata, 633 nucleotides. RefSeq names its product shematrin-like protein 1. Lineage: Eukaryota; Metazoa; Arthropoda; Branchiopoda; Diplostraca; Daphniidae. The coding region runs from base 117 to 443 and encodes 108 amino acids. The transcript is spliced from 3 exons. The record is from RefSeq and is a predicted model, not a curated record.
GAUGUAUUAGGGGUACGUACCUUGCGGGCUCUGAGCAACCAGGUAUAAAAGCCUGAAAGGCCAGGUGCAUCGUAUCGCAGUUGGGCGAUUGGAAGCAAAGGAAGCGCGGCCACAACAUGUCUCGCCUUCUAUUCGUUUUGGUUGUUUUGUCGGUGGUGGCGUAUAGCGUUGCCCAACAGAACGUUCAAGUCGUGCCAUUGGAAGCUGAUGCCGGAGUUCCAGUCAAUCCAGGAUUAGUCGCUGGUGAGCCGAUUGUAUCAGAAGCACGCCCUAAACGUCAAUUCGGACUCGGAUUUUUGCUUGGAUCCGCCCUGGGUAGUGCUUACGGCUACCCUGGAUACGGUUACGGUUACGGUCAUGGCCAUGGCUAUGGCCAUUAUCAUCAUCACCAUCAUGGUUACCGAAGACCUUACGGAUACGGAGGUUACGGGUAUGGACGGUAAAUGACUCGCUGAUUGUUGCAGCACCGUUUUUAUAAGGAAGAUUUUUUCUCUACACGAGCUUGGAAACGACAUCGCUUCACACCAUAAUUAUGUUUCUCAUUUGCAUUUAUCUAUUUUUACUGGUUUUCUUUUAACGUUUAAUCGAUACGUUUUGCUCGGAAUUUUUUAAACAAUACAUUGUUAUACUGUA